Phragmites australis (common reed) is the source of this 950-nucleotide messenger RNA. RefSeq lists its product as uncharacterized. NCBI's taxonomy places the organism in Eukaryota, Viridiplantae, Streptophyta, Magnoliopsida, Poales, Poaceae. The transcript has a single exon. The record is from RefSeq and is a predicted model, not a curated record. The coding region runs from base 35 to 763 and encodes 242 amino acids.
CGGCAGGAGGAGUAAGUGGAUAGUAGCUACUGUAAUGGCAUCGGCGCGAGCUCUCCGCCUUGUCGCUUCUAGGCCAUCCAUCAAUCACAGCAACCUGCUAGCCGUGCACCGCCGCCUCCUGUCCGCCAUGCCAGAAGCCAGCGGCGCGGGUGAUCCAGUCGUGCACUCUGGCGACGCACCGAGCGACGACUACACCGACCGUCCCGCGAGGUUCUCCGGCGCCGAGGAGGCUACAACCGGAGGCCGUGGAAAGCACCCGUCGACGCCAACGCAGUCGGAGCCCGCCAAGGAGCGCGUCCCGCCGUUCGCGCCGUCGGGGAAGCUGGGGUCCCAAGAACUCGCGGACUCGACGGGAGGUUCCUCCUUCACGCAGAAACGUCGGUUGUCGAGCGCGCCCGCCGGCCGGGACUCCCGCGAGGAGGCGACGCCUGGCGGCGAGGAGUCAGCGGCGAGGAAGGUGAGGGAGGAAGACAAGGAGUACUACCGGACGCACAAGCCGUCGCCACUCGCGGAGGUGGAGUUCGCGGACACUAGGAAGCCGAUCACGGCCGCCACGGACGGUGGCGCCGCGGACCGGUUCGCGGACGUGCCCGGGCGGAUGGAGGAGGACACGGUGGACGCGUCGCUCGCGCGCGCCGAGGCCAUGUUCCGGGAGGCCGCGUCGCGCGGGAACCCCGCGUGGCCGCACUCCCGCGCGCUCGCCGAGAUGCUUGCGCGGCGCAAGGAGAGGAACGCAGGGAGCGACGCGCCGUGGGGCAGCUGAAGAUGCGCAAAAGAGUUUGCGAGCACGUCGCUAGUGACACUGCAUUCUGUAACAGUACCAGCGGCUUCUGCAUCGAUCUCCAAGUUUACAACAGUGUCAGAAUUUUUACCACUACGUCUGUAUAUUUAGCAGGGAAUAACACAUGGCUUUGAUGUCUGUAAAUUGACCGGAUCGCACACAUGUAAGG